Messenger RNA from Cydia splendana, 1270 nucleotides. RefSeq names its product protein PRRC1-like. Gene Ontology annotation, biological process: activation of protein kinase A activity. The record is from RefSeq and is a predicted model, not a curated record. The transcript has 10 exons. Gene Ontology annotation, molecular function: protein kinase A regulatory subunit binding. Lineage: Eukaryota; Metazoa; Arthropoda; Insecta; Lepidoptera; Tortricidae. Bases 86 to 1249 code for a protein of 387 amino acids. Gene Ontology annotation, cellular component: cytoplasm.
AAAAAGUCCAUCAUAACAUUUUAUUUUUCAACAUAAAAGAAAGGAAUCAAUUAUUCUUUGUUCCUUCUGGCUGUAGAAAACAAACAUGAGCAACAAUGAGAAGAAACGUAUCCCCGACGCGCCAGUGCCGGCGGCGGCCCCGGGGAACUUGCUGUCGAGUGUAGCGCCUCCUUCACAGCUCCCCAACUUUGUGACUACCAGUCCGGCUCCCAUGGCAGUUGCUGUGGCACCACAGCUACCACCGCAAUUGGCAGCUACUUUAGCACCUGCCCCACCUGCAUCGGUGCCAAUUGCCCCUACACCAGCGCCUAUUGCUCCUACAUCAGUGCCUAUUGCUCCUGCACAAAUUCCUGUUGUAUCAACCAUGCAGCCAGACUCGCCAGAGAGAUUUUGCCCUGCAAUACCACCAAGUAAAGGAGAACCUAUGCUGUCAAUAAGGUCUCCAGAGGAUUCCCAAACUACACAGUCACCUGAUUCCUUGCCAGAUUCAAUGUCUGAUGUUGAUAAACUUGGCGACAUAAUGCCAGGCAGUGGCAUAUUUACUUGGGUAAAGGGAGCUGUAUCGUCCGGCGGGAUCCUACAGCGUGUUGCCGAGAAGGCCAAGAACUCCGUCGACUCUAUGAUCACCACGCUCGACCCACAGAUGAAGGAGUACCUAAAUAGCGGUGGCGACGUGAACUUAGUGGUAGCUUCAGACAAGGAUGUCAAAAUAUCACCAGUUCGAGAGGCAUUCCAAAUUGUUUUCGGCAAAGCAACUGUCACAGGUUACGAGGCCCAGAGCGACGUAACAGCAGCGCAACCAGUAGGCUACGCCGCUGCUUAUGCGGCCGCCAAGCAACGCAUCGCGCACAUCCGAUCAGCACAUACCGAAGUGCAUAACAAUAUACCCAUCGUUGCCGUCGAGGGGUUCUUGCAUGAAGCUGUAGCUGACAGAUGGUACGCGAUAGACCUGCUAGUCCUCUCCCAGCCUUCCCUUGGCAUAGAACUGCAACUACAAUCCCAAGGAUGCCCAGUACCCGCGGCCGCAGUUGCGGCGGCGCGCGCCAGUACGCCCGAAGACUACGCGCACAUACAGACAGGGUUUAGCGUCACCGUGCCGUCUGUCAUGGCCGACAGUCUGCAGGUUCCCCACACGCAGUGGCAUGAAGCUAGCACUGGUGUAAGCCGGCGUGAGCUUCUACUGCUAGCGGCGCGGUCGCUAGCUGGCUCUUACAAGAAACUAUUAGCGGUGUCCGCCGCUGAAAUAUGAACGAAUUGCUCCUGGAAUUUU